UUAUUUUUUAAAAAUUCAUUGCUGAUUAAUACAUUUUAUUUGCUUUGAACAGUAUCUAAUGAUCAAUGGGUCAGAGAAGCAUCCAGUGUGGGAAGAGCAUCCUGGAGUGGGGACAGUCUAGCCCCCGCCCUAAACAGGGGUGGCAGAAUCUGACAGCUGGCUGGUCUGACCCACCAUGGCUAACACAGAGGACCAAGGAAUGGAGAUGCACACAAAUCCCAUAGAAAAGCUCAGAGCACAGUGCUUGGCAAGGGGCUCAGCUGACAUUAAGUCCACUCCCCCCCAGUGCCAUAACUCCUCAGGCCUGGCUCCAGGGAGUGGGGUGAAAUGUGCUGCUCAUGGCCAAGUAGCAGCCCCCCCACAGUCCCUGGCUGCAGAGAUUUCUGUAUCAUGGAUGGUGAUAAGAGCUGGCAUCACGCUGGGGAGCAGAGAGGCACAGGAAAUCUUCAGCCUCUGUGACAAGAAUGGCAGUGGCAUGAUGGACUUUGAGGAGUUCCUGGAAGCCCUGCGGCCACCCAUGUCGGCCACCCGGAAGUGGAGCAUAGCUGAUGCAUUUAACAAACUGGACAAGAUUGGAGCUGGCAUGGUGAGCGUGGAGGAUCUUCAUGGGGUGUAUGAUGGCAGGACUCACUCCAAGUACCAGAGUGGGGAACGGACAGAGGAGCAGGUGUUCCGAGCAUUCCUGGACAGCUUUGACUCACCCCAUGACAAGGCUGGAAAAGUAGCGGGGAGGGUAGCACCUGACCAAGGGGCUGGGUUGUGUGGGGCCUGAACUGCUUCCUGCGGCAGAGGCCAAGACCCAGCCGCUCUGUAAUCAUUCCUUGUGCUGCUCAACUGCAGCCAGCUGUCCGGAAGCCGAGGCCAGCCAACAGCCGGCGUUUAUAAUCUGAUCAUUCACAACUAAGCAGUAAAUGGGGGUCGGUCAAACCUGGGCACUCCACCCUCCAGUCCCACUCCGGGCAGCUUCAGCUAGAAGUGCAUCCAGUGACACCUCUAUUAUUGCAAUGCAGGAGUAAGGGGGAGCAGAUUUCACCCAAAUGGGGCAGUUAGUUUUAUAGGCAGGUUGUACCUGGAACUGAUAUCCAUGGACAGCCCCUGCUCUCAGCCAGUGAGCUCCAGCAGGAAGCAGCUGCAGGGUCACUACAUGAAAAGUUGCAUUGUUUCUUCCUGCUUCUUUGAACUGGUGUCUGAGGCUGAAGUAAACCAGGAGUCGGCUACACAAGCAGGAUAGAGACAGCAUGUUAGUUUCCAGUCGAUUUUUCAAAGUGCUUUACAAGUCACCGGUACAAUCAGAUCAGCUUGAAAUUUGCUAUGAUAGCUGAAGAUCUGAAAUAGUUUGGGAGAUCAACUUGGGAUCAUGUGGCUCAGGGUUUCUUGAGAUAUAUUGGAGGGGGUCGGUGGGGGAGAGAAGGUUAUAAUUGUUCACAGUACUCCAGAACAAUGCACUGUAGGAAGAUAGUCUUGAGCUGUAUCAUAGAGUACAGAAGACAUUGUGUGCUGCAAAUUUGGAGCUAACUGGUCACAAGGAUUCCAGGGUAAAACGUUUCUCUUUCCCAAUGACAUGUACUUAACUAAAACAAUACUCUAAUAAGCAGAAGCUUGUGGCCUGGCCAUUGCUUUGCCAGCUUUUACAUUUUUAAG
Messenger RNA from Dermochelys coriacea (leatherback sea turtle), 1641 nucleotides. RefSeq names its product calcyphosine (gene CAPS). Gene Ontology annotation, cellular component: vesicle. Gene Ontology annotation, molecular function: calcium ion binding. NCBI's taxonomy places the organism in Eukaryota, Metazoa, Chordata, Testudines, Dermochelyidae. Bases 176 to 772 code for a protein of 198 amino acids. The transcript has 4 exons. The record is from RefSeq and is a predicted model, not a curated record.